Molecule: messenger RNA, 1221 nt
Organism: Arctia plantaginis
Lineage: Eukaryota; Metazoa; Arthropoda; Insecta; Lepidoptera; Erebidae
Source: the annotation of a GenBank genome assembly
AUGAUAUCUAAUCUAUUUUGUGGAAACUGUAAGGCUUUGCAAGCACCAGAUAAGGGCAACAAUUAUUUUAAAAUUAUGGGAAUUAAGGAGUCCUAUGAUUUAGAUGAAAUAGAAUUGGCGAAUAAAUAUAAGGAUUUACAAAAAUAUUUACAUCCUGAUAAAUUUGCCACCAGAGACAAGAUGGAACAAGAAAUAUCUGCACAAUAUUCGUCUCUUGUAAAUGAAGCUUACAAAACAUUAUUAGAACCUUUAGCCAGAGGUAUAUACAUGCUUCAUCUCAGAGGAAAAAAGAUUCCGGAAAAAACAGAAAUCGAUAAAGAAUUUCUUAUGAAAAUAAUGGAAAAGAAUGAAGAAGUGGAAAAUGCUGCAUCUAAAGCGGAAAUUAUGCAGUUAAAUGAAGAAAAUAAAACUGUUAUAAAAGACCUUCAGAGACAAGUUUCUUCUGCUUUCUUUGAUGUUAACUCUGAACGUUACUUAGAUAAAGUAAUUCAGGGAUCUCCAACUUCCAUUGCGAAGUAUCCAGUGCUGGCUCAACUCUUACUCGACGCUUGGGGCUCCCAGGAGUAUUUGCAGCACUGUGCAGGGAUCAUUCUCACAUCCAGACAUGUACUGUCAGCGGCACAUUGCUUCCAAUAUAAUGAGAAUACAAAGAGAAACUACUCCGUUCCAACGCACUGGAGAAUUCGAGUUGGUUCGUCUUACAGAACUAGAGGUGGGGCAAUGCACAAAUUGAAAACGAUAAUUACUCAUGAAGACUUCAACAAGUAUUACUACACCAACGAUAUCGCUAUAGUGAUUGUAUCUAAGCAGUUCACGUUCAAUAAUAAUGUGAAACAGAGUACUAUCAUCAAACAAGGAGUUGAAAUUAAUGUUGAUUCUCCUUGCCAGCUCGUUGGAUGGGGAGUUCUGGAGCCCGAUGGACCUCAACCGGAUCAAUUACAACACACGAUACUAAACAUAAUAGACCAUAAGAUAUGUGAAUAUCGCUACAGUACUAUUGGAGCAGUAAUUCAAGACUCAAUGAUGUGUGCCGGACGCCUGGACACCGCAGGGCCAGACGGAUGCUUUGGAGAUUCCGGAGGUCCCCUGUUCUACAAAGGCCUAGUCGUAGGGUUGGUCUCUUUCGGAUAUUCUUGUGGCCAUAAAUAUUAUCCUGGCGUUUAUACGAAGGUUUCCCAUUUUACCAAUUGGGUGGUAAAUACUGUUAAGAAAAAUAAAUGA